UGCUUUCGCCGGCGUCUUUCGCGAUAUGGGGAAGAGGUUCUUCUUCGCCAGCACCACCUGAGGAUUCCCUGGAGCCGUCCCCCCCGCGAUGGAAGAGGAUCAGGAGCUGGAGAGGAAAGCCAUAGAAGAAUUGCUGAAGGAGGCAAAGCGUGGGAAAACUAGAGCAGAAACAAUGGGACCAAUGGGCUGGAUGAAGUGUCCUCUUGCUGGUACAAAUAAGAGAUUCCUGAUUAACACGAUUAAGAACACAUUGCCCUCCCAUAAAGAGCAAGACCAUGAACAGAAAGAGGGCAGCAAGGAACCCGGCCACAGCCAAGACCAGAAAGAGACCAGCUCCAAGAAGCACAGAAGCCGCUCCUCCAAGCGCGGCCUGCACUCAGCCCGGGGCUCCGUGGGCCACUCGCCCCCGAGGAAGCGCUCCUCCCGGGACAAGCGUGACUCGCGAGCCGGCAGGCGAUGAGUGGAGCCCCAGGGCAGCCCAGUACUGUGCCUGCCACAGGGUCAGUGCGGACAGGGCGGUGGCAGGGCUCUGACACCCGAGAAUGACUCUCCAGUGGGUCCUUCGCUUUGAGGUGGCUGUUGUUGUGUUGUUGUUGUUGUUGUUAACAGGAAAAAACAAAAACAAAAACCUUUACAAAACAAACCUUACCUCCCUUGUCCUGAAGGUGUCGUGGCAAGAGUCAGCGGAUGUAGUGUUGCCAUGCACAUCCAUGUUGUUUUUAUCCAUCUUGUUUGCAAGUUAGCUUCGGAACAAGCAGUUCUAGAAAUUAAAGUUUUCAGGUUGUUGAAAACCAGUCCCAGUUCUUUGAUGUGCUGCACUUUCGUGGUCAUUUCCCAGAUGUGCUGCACUUUUGUGGCCCUUUCCCAGAUGUGCUGCACUUUCGUGGUCAUUUCCCAGAUGUGCUGCACUUUUGUGGUCAUUUCCCAGAUGUGCUGCACUUUCGUGGUCAUUUCCUGGAUGUGCUGCACUUUCGUGGUCAUUUCCCAGAUGUGCUGCAAUAAUGUGGCCAUUUCCCAGAUGUGCUGCACUUUUGUGGUCACUUCCCAGAAUUUCUCAAAACAAAAUAAAAUACUUAGAAACGCUC
Messenger RNA from Peromyscus eremicus (cactus mouse), 1085 nucleotides. Its product is annotated as protein POLR1D-like. Lineage: Eukaryota; Metazoa; Chordata; Mammalia; Rodentia; Cricetidae. The transcript has 3 exons. The record is from RefSeq and is a predicted model, not a curated record. The coding region runs from base 89 to 460 and encodes 123 amino acids.